This is a messenger RNA of Ichthyophthirius multifiliis, 1218 nucleotides long. Its product is annotated as tubulin-tyrosine ligase family protein, putative. Gene Ontology annotation, biological process: protein polyglycylation. The record is from RefSeq and is a predicted model, not a curated record. Lineage: Eukaryota; Ciliophora; Oligohymenophorea; Hymenostomatida. The transcript has 4 exons. Gene Ontology annotation, molecular function: protein-glycine ligase activity, initiating.
AUGUCCUGCUAAGACGAAGAAUAUAAAGAUUUAGAAAAAGAAAACGAAGAUUAAAAAAAAGAUUAAAAAUUCACCAAAGAAUAAAAAAUAACUACUUAAGAUUUAAUUGAAUGGAAAAAAAGUAAAGGAUAUUCACCUAAUUAGAAAGUUUUUAUGAUAGUAGGGUCUCCUUAUUAAGAUCUUAGAGAAUCUUUAAUAAAUCUGGGUUGGAUAGAAAACAAAAAUAUAGAAGAAGAUUAAAUGUUUGAUUUAAAAUGGAUUUCUUAAAAAGACAUUGAUUUUAAUCUUUUUUAUCCAAAAUGCUUUGAAAUUACAGAUGUUUAAGAAUUCGAGGAUUUUGUGGAAGAAUUUAAAUUUUGCAAAGCAGAAAGUAUUUUAAAAUAAUUUAUUUAAUUUAAUAUUGAAGAUGAAUUUAAAAAAACUGAUUUUUUUGCCUUUUUAUAAAUUCAAGUUUAUAUUUCAUGUUUAGCUUUAAAAAAAAAAUGUUUAAAUGUUUCAAAUAAAAUCUAAGAAAUAUUAAAAAAUAAUUUCCCGUUUAUUAAUCCUAAUGAAUGGCUUUUUAUUAAUAAUAAUUAUAAAAAUUUAGAAUUUUUCUAAAAAAAUAAAGAUUUAUACAAUGAAAUUCAUAAAAAUACUGUUUCUUAAUUUGAAAAAGAAGAACUAAAUCUUUAGUUAGUAUAAUUAGCAAAAAAAUACCUUCAAAUAUUAGAAAAAUACGAUCCUUAAUAUAAUUUAAACCAAAAAAAUUUAUGGAUAGUAAAACCUGCAGGUUUGAGUAGAGGAAGAGGAAUAAGAACAUUCGAUUAAUUAUAAAAUUUAGUUAAUUAUGUUAUGGGGAGAGAUGUAACAUGGGUAGCAUAGAAAUAUAUAGAAAAUCCUUUAACUAUAAACAAAAAAAAAUUUGAUAUCAGAUAAUGGGCUUGUGUAACAGAUUGGAAUCCCUUAGUAAUAUAUUUUUAUGAAGAAUGUUAUAUAAGAAUUUGUUUUGAUGAAUUUAAUAUAGAUGAUCUUUAAAAUAAAUUUGCUCAUUUAGCUAAUAAUUGUAUUUCGAAAAACGCUGCUAAUUUUGAAGAAAAAAUAAAUGAAACUAUGAUGUUUUAAAAUGAAUUUGUUGAUUAUAUUAAUGUAUCUUAUUUUUUAAAUAUUAAUUUUUAUUUUAUUUUAAGUAACUAGAAAAUGAAUAAGAUAUUUUCUUUUCAAAAAUUUAAUAAAAAAUGA